Molecule: messenger RNA, 216 nt
Organism: Gongylonema pulchrum
Lineage: Eukaryota; Metazoa; Nematoda; Chromadorea; Rhabditida; Gongylonematidae
Source: the annotation of a GenBank genome assembly
AUGGUACUCGAGAAAAGGACCGGUCCUCCAGCAGGAGAAGUCCAGCAAAAGAAGGAGGCUGCCAAUCCAGUUUACCGCAUCCAGAAGUUGCCAGUUACCACUGUGCAACCGCGCCAAAGGCGCACCGGUUGUAAUCGAUCUAGUAGAAAUAUUGCUGAGUUAAUCGACAGCGAUGCAGGGGCCCUCUUUGCCGGUGCAUUGUUCAUCGGAGUGUGA